Molecule: messenger RNA, 4013 nt
Organism: Phascolarctos cinereus (koala)
Lineage: Eukaryota; Metazoa; Chordata; Mammalia; Diprotodontia; Phascolarctidae
Source: RefSeq, a predicted model, not a curated record
UGUCUAGGGGACUGGCAGCUGGGCAAGCAGGCAGGAAGGCGGGCAGGAAGGCACGGGCAGGCGCGCGGCGGCUGGAGCUGGAGCUCGGGAGAGAAGCGCGCGGCGGCAGCGGCAGCGGAGACAGCUCCGACCCCAGGAUGAGCGGGCUGCACAUUGACCGCGCCCGGCUGCCCGGAGUGCGGGAAGUUCGUCAAGAUUUUGCUAUCCUUGAAGAUGGAGCCUUGGCUCAUUGCUUGCAGAAACAAGAAAUCGAACAACAUUAUGCAUCCAAUGUGCAGAAGAGUCAGCUUGUUCAGAUGGACAUUCGGAUAGCCCGGAAACUACAAGAUGUGGAAAACCAGGGAAGCGAACUGGGAAAAUCUCACCAACAGAAAAAAAUGGAAGAGAGUGACUCCAAGCUGGCUCGAUCAAUCCAGGAAGAAAUUCACCGGAAAGCAGAGGAGUGUCGGCAGAGAGAAGAAGACGACCAGGAAAUGGCCAAGAAAUUGCAAGAGUUAGAAGAAGAGGCGUCUUUCCUUCCAAGCUCCCACAGCAUGAGAGAUGUGAAUCACCCCCAACAUGACAGCACAGACUCCAUCAACUGGCAGAUGGCUGAAUUGGAACUCCAGAGUCAGGAGCAGCUCCAACAAGAUGAAGAAUUGGCCUGGAGAUUGCAGGAAGAAGAGGAGACUCACAUAAGAACAAGAAGGAAUCGGGAGCGCAAUGAUGACUAUCGGACCGCACAAGUGGCCCAGGAUGAGGAGAUUGCCAGGUACAUGCAAGAUGAAGAGCUGAAGUACCAUCAGAGAGAGGUGCGAGAAUGGGAGCUAAGAAGGGAAAGCAGAAACAGAAGCCUCAGCUUUUCCGAACAAAGGCAGAACAGGAGCAAGCAGACUCAAGUACCACCGGACUCUGAGGUUGUGCCCCUUAUUAGAGAUCCAGUUCUGGCCUGCUCCGACUUCCCAGCCCAAGGAUCGGAGGGACACAGUGCAAAACAACUGUUUUCUCGGAAUAUUGCUGAAGAACUGGACCCAACAUUUAAGUCAAGUGGGGCAGACCCGCCCAUUGAUGUCAGUUCUCAAGCUCUUGCCCAUACAGUUCCAGUGGAGGGACUCUUUGAGUACAACGAGGAGAGCCCCGAAGCAGCCUUUAUUUCACCCACCAAGCGUCAGUCAGGACGACAGAAAACCAAAGACAAGAAAGAAGCCUGCAAGCAACAGUGAGACAAAGCUUCUCCCUCUCCCCACUCUGCCCCCUCCCCUACUCCUCUCCUGUCACCUUUUCAACCUCCCCCUCCCCAAAGGGAGACUUAGUUAGACUUCAUGUUGGAUCAAACCCUGGACCACAAAAACUACUUUGCCAUGUCCUUCAAUGACUUCAUGCCUCAUGGCCAUAUUGGGACACCUUUAUUCCUAAGUUAUUGUUUGUAUAUGUGUGUGUGUGUGUGUGUGUGUGUGUGUGUGUGUGUGUGUGUGUGUGUGUUUGGAAAAUGCUUUUGAUGAAUAAAGAGGCAGCUAAUGGCUCAGUGGAUAGAGCACCGGACUUGGAAUCAGGAAGACCUGACUUCAAAUCCAGCCUCAGACACUUACUAGCUGUGUGGCCCUGGGCAAGUCACUUAGCCUCUACCUGCCUCGGUUUCCUCUUCUGUUAAAUGGGAUCAUUAUAGCACUUACCUUUUGGGAUUGUCUUUAAAGCGCUGUAUGUAAAUGCUUCUGUUAUUCUUGAAGAUGUCAUCUCUCUCUCUCUCUCUCUCUCUCUCUCUCUCUCUCUCUCUCUCUCUUUUUUUACCUGUGACAUAUUUGCUUUAAAAAUAUCAAAGGUCAAGCAGUUCUUGAUCUUGGAUUUAUGGGGCUAGGGGUGGCAGAGGAUUUCAUAAAUUAGAUGGGAGUGAAAUCAUCCUGGUGCCAUGUGGAGGACUUAACUGAAAGAACAUGGCGCCUCUUUUAGUAAACCAUCCUCUCCCUGGUUUCUUCCACUGAAAUACUGCAUACAACAUGGCACCUUUCUCUCUCUCUUCUAGCACUGAACUCCAAAGUCAUCAGGAGGCUCUGGGGACCAUAUGUCUAUUUCAGAGCGUAUUAGUCUAGUUUGAAGGAAGAAGUCAAUGAAAAUAUGGGGACUCACUAAAAAGUCCUCAGAGGGGUGGGUGGUCUUGUACGCUGCCCGAUAGACUUUUCUAUCAAACAUCCUUCAAACCAAUGAGCAUUCAUUAGUUACCUACUGUGUGAAAACUAUAAAGGUUUAAAUAAUAAAUGUGCUGUACCCCUGGAAGAAAAAAUAUGGGAACUAGCCAUUACCCAUUAUACCCCCACUGAUACCCAUUAUUCUAUGCAUGUUGUUCUUUCCUCUAGUUAUCUCUGUGACUGGGUAAGUAAGACCUAUGUAUUUCCUAGAAACACAAAUCUAUAUGAAAUUAGUUCUCGCACCAUUUACAAAAUUAAAUGCCUUGUGCUUCAUGCAGAUAUUUCCUCAGUGUAUUUUAAGGGAGCUCAGAGCUGGUGUUUCUUCACUUUGGCCAAACUUGUGCUAGUUAUAUUUUUUGGAAAAUAUAUUUCUAGGAAAUGAAAAUGAAAUUGAGUACAGGGAGGAAGCGAGAAACACAUUACCCAAGAGCAGAAAUUGGAAACUGUACUCACUUCAAUAAAUCCAUUUCCUGGCUACUUUGGGCUCCAGAUUUCCUAUUACCAGAAAGUAGCAUCAAUAACAAUUCAGUUGAAGAAAUCCCAUCUAUGAACAGAAAUAGGAAGUCAAGUGCCCGCGUGUGUCUCAUAGUCUUUGAAAAAAUGCCUGUAUAUGGAACAAUAAUUUUAAGAUAAGUUUGUACUUUGAACAAAGUAUAGACUAACCUAGAAUGGAACUAGCCAGUUCAAUCUAACAAGUAUUUAUUAAGAGGAUGCUACAUGCAAAGGCAAUAUACCAGGCAGAGGGGAUACAAAGGCAAAAUAACAACAACAAAAUACAAUCCCUGACCUUAAAAAGUUUACUUUCUGUGGGAGGAAUACAGUUAUCCCUUCCUCAUGGGAAUGGAGGUAGGGGUAGGGGUUAGGGGCAUGGUACCCCCAUAAUCUGGAAAAUCCACAUAAAACUUUUUGGCCCUCCAUUUGUAACAGAGAAGAAAUCUGGAUUUUGUCUUUUUCUUUUAUGGGGUAGUUACAGUACUUUAUUGUAAAAUUUGGGUUAUUCGGUUCAGGCUCAGUGUCAUCUGCUGGCCUGUGCAUGUUGGCUAUGGCUUCAGCAAAACUCUCAAUAAAUUUCUAUUUAAUUUCUUAUGCUGACCCAUACUAUAUCAAAACCAUGAUGGGGAAAAUUGUAAUGUGGAAGGAAUAACUGUAUGCCCUAUACACAGAGAAGUAGAUGCAUGAGAAAUCAAGGAAGAAGGCAAAGCAUUAGGAAGAUCAGGAGAAGUUCCUGUGAAGAAAAUUGAACCUUGAAGGAAACUGAGCCUGAAGUGGGAAGGAGAGGAAUGACCUCUAGAGGCAUUAGGAAGAAGCUGGAGUCCAGAAGCCUGACCAGGACCUUAGUGCUUUAUGAAAAAUCUGAUUUUCUUUGGACUCUAAUAACAAACAUCAUGUGGCACAUCUCCUUCAAGAAGAGAUCAUUAAAAGGAGACAGGUCACAGAAAUACCCAGGAUUUUUUUUUAUCACAAGAUCCUUCCAAGAACUACUCCCUUCAAAUAAAAGAGUUUAGAGAGGUCUACCAGGAAUUACAGGCUGAAGAGUAUGAUGAGUCAAAGAGUACCCCAAAGUGUAACAUAAUAUUUGCAUGGAGUAAUUUGCUCUCAAGAUGCACCUGGACGAUUGAUUGCCUUUGACAUGGGUGACAUACACAAAAAGAUUUUAUUUAUUUUAUUUUAUUUUAUUUUGAACAUAUAAACCCAUUCUGUCAAGUAGCAUGUGUGUGUCUGUCCUUCAUCUGGAUGGUAUGUAGUACUGCAUUGCCUUUAGAAAAGGUGCUGGUAAUAUUUUAAACUCCUUGAAUGUUUUCCAAUGGUCCUGUUGCUCUUCCUUCUUAAAAUAAAUGUAUUGCAAAGAGA